Alternaria atra is the source of this 447-nucleotide messenger RNA. RefSeq lists its product as uncharacterized. The transcript is spliced from 2 exons. The record is from RefSeq and is a predicted model, not a curated record. NCBI's taxonomy places the organism in Eukaryota, Fungi, Ascomycota, Dothideomycetes, Pleosporales, Pleosporaceae. The coding region runs from base 1 to 447 and encodes 148 amino acids.
AUGAUGUUCUAUCAAUACUCUGUCGCUACAGCCUUCAUGCUGGUAACAGCCAUUACGGCAACAUUGGACCCUGCGACGUCGAACACAAAUGGCAGCUACCCUUCAGCCCCCAGCUGCUCACCCAUCAAGACCAGUAAAGCCAUCCAAGCCGCCGAGUGCAGCCACAACACACGCACAUCCAAGCAAACCUUUGCCGUCUUCACCCAAGACCACCAGUACGACGGCAACCACGGCUGGCCGUACGGAACAUGCGAAGCAUACAACUGCGCACCAGGAUCGGCCAUGAAGGCCAAAGCCGGUACCUGGACGUUCUUUUGGGACGCAGCCGGUGUGAAGGGCAAGGAGAGCGGUGAUGGCGCGGGAUGCAUCAAGAGUCCCAAGGAUAGCACUUGUGGAUGUGAGAACUCGGAUGGAACGUUCAUCUACAAGGGCACAAACUGCAAGUAG